AUGUCGGAACCUGCUGCUGCUCCAGAAGAUAAAGUUUCAGACGAGGGUGCCGCCGUCGGAGGGGAAGGUGCCGCCGCCCAGGCGGAUAAAAUGGACGCGCAGGCAUCGAAGGCGGUUUCUGAUAACACCGCCUCUGAAUCAAUGGACGUAGACCAGGGAAGCAGAGCAAAAAAUGAGACUGUCGCAGCACCGCCUCCGCAGGCAUCUGAAAACACGACUCCCACAACACAAAAGACUCAGUCUGCUACCGGAGAUGCUGAGAAGCCAAAAGAGGAGCGGGUCCCUAACUCGACGGGAAAGACCACCGACAUUCCGGCGAGCGGAACCGCGACGACGGCCAACGCGGGGGCUAACGAGAACCAGCCUCCCGGCUCCACGAUUUCUACUCGUCAGUACUUGGACCAUACCGUCGUCCCGAUCUUGUUGCAGGCUUUGGCGACUGUCGCGAAGGAAAGGUGGGCACCAUGCUUCUCUAUUUUGUUUUCGUCAUGCUUUAAAGUAAGAUUCAUUUUCAUAUUAUUGCCUGAUGAGUAAUG
This is a messenger RNA of Soboliphyme baturini, 536 nucleotides long. The record is from the annotation of a GenBank genome assembly. NCBI's taxonomy places the organism in Eukaryota, Metazoa, Nematoda, Enoplea, Dioctophymatida, Soboliphymatidae.